Gongylonema pulchrum is the source of this 222-nucleotide messenger RNA. The record is from the annotation of a GenBank genome assembly. Lineage: Eukaryota; Metazoa; Nematoda; Chromadorea; Rhabditida; Gongylonematidae.
UUGGCAGUAGCAGCAAUUCCGGAAGGUCUUCCAAUCGUUGUAGCAGUUACGCUGGCAAUCGGAGUAAUCCGAAUGGCAGCUCGUCAAGCGGUUGUAAAAAAGCUACCAGCAGUUGAGACGCUUGGCUGUGUAACAGUGAUAUGCUCAGAUAAAACGGGUACAUUAACGAAGAAUGAAAUGACUGCUGUUGUUGUGGUGGCUGCUGAUGGACAAACUGCCGAU